AUGGCCAGCCAUAUCAUCGGCAACCGCAACAGCACUCCGGAAGCUGCCCCGAAUUCCACGCUUCGUCCGCCCUCGUCCGCCCGCAAUCUCGGUUCACACCAGCUGCGAGCGUCCGCUGACAUGUCUGGAUUCCCUUCCCCUCUGUCCUCUCGCAGUAUGCGUCCGUCAUCAGAGGUUUUCUUCAGCCAACAAUCUCAGGGCCAGAACAGCACGGAGGAUGCAUUGGAUCGAGCGGCCCAGCAGUGGCUGGCAGACAUCGACCAGUACGAGACAACGCUAGAGGAGAUGGCAGCCGCUACGCUUGAUCAGGAUUUCAAGGAUGAACUCAGUGCCAUCGAGCAAUGGUUCCGUGUCCUGAGUGAAGCGGAGCGGACCGCAGCUCUCUAUGCUCUGUUGCAGCAGACAACCCAGGUGCAAAUCCGGUUCUUCAUCCAGGUGCUGCAACAGAUGUCCCAGGGCCACCCGAUGUCCGGACUGCUUUCUCCGGCCAAUUUUGGUGAAAAGGAUGCCAUGUCUAGCCGCCUCAGCGAUGCCAUGUCGAAGCUCAACAUGGACAGCUCACGGAGUUCUUUGGGCCGGCCCCCGCCAUCCCCGGGCGCUAAGCGCAACUCGGGUCUCGAUCCCUCUACAAUUAAUGCAAUGUUCCCCGAUGCCGCCGCCGCGAUCGCGAAGAAGAAGGCGGAAUUUACUCAACAGACCGGCAAUGCUCCUCCGUCGAACCGCAACAGCGCGGUCUUCGGGGACCGUACCUCGUUCGUUGCACCCACCAUCUCGGCUCCUGAUAACAACGACAGCCUGGGCCAGCCUACGGCAUCUCCAUGGGCUCAGCGCGGUGGCCUUUCAGACACCCAGCCCCCCAUUGCCCGGCCAAAGUCUUCCUCUGGUCAUCAACCCAUGGGUCAAUUCAGCCAGAUCCCCUCUGGAAUGCGCUCUCCCCUUCCCCAAACUGCCACGAUUCCGGCUGCCGAUAUUGAGCCUCCGCUGCUCUCGCCGUACAAUGUUGGAAACCAUAGCUGGGCUUCGAUGACCAACACCCCCAUGACCGCCACCUUUGGUCACCAGCAACAAAGCAAUCAGAACACCCAGGCGGACAUGGUUGCCAAUGCGACCGCGAUGAAGCUGGCGGCCUUGUCCACGGUGAACAACCGUAUUGCGCUGGACGAUGCCCGAAAGUACCGCCGUGCCCGCUCCAACGACGGCCAAGGGAAGAACUUGGCUGGCAACCCCACCUUCUCCCAAGGUCUGUCGAGCCCGGGCUUGUCCGGUUCCAUGGCCGGCCAGCUGUUGAAUGCUCAGCAACUUGCCGCUCUGCAGGCUCAGCAGCAGGCAGCCAUAGCGGGUCGGCGGUCUCGCCCCACGUCCCCCGGCAUUGCCAUGCAGGGAGGCGGCGGACUCGGCCCCAUGGGCUUCACUUCCCCGCAGAACAACGGUUUCCUCGCCGCGUACGACCCGAACAACCCUCUGAUGGGCAACGGACUGAGUUCGCUGGGCAUGGGCCAGUUUGGUCUUGGUGGUGAGGGCUACCUGUCCGACCACUCGGAGGUUACUCGUGGGCGCUCGCCGCGUGGUCGGCGUGGAAGCUCGAAGCCCCCGGAAGACCCCACCGACCCGGCUCUUCUGCAGGACAUCCCCAGCUGGCUGCGAUCCCUUCGGCUGCACAAGUACACCGACCACUUGAAGGAUCUCCAGUGGACGGAACUGGUUGAGCUGGAUGACAAGGCCCUGGAGGACCGCGGAGUCAAUGCGCUGGGUGCACGGAACAAGAUGCUGAAAGUCUUUGAACAGGUUAGAGAAGCCCGUGCCGACGGCAAGCUCGAGAACCUUCCGUGA
This is a messenger RNA of Penicillium cinerascens, 1830 nucleotides long. RefSeq names its product RNA-binding protein VTS1. The transcript is spliced from 3 exons. The coding region runs from base 1 to 1830 and encodes 609 amino acids. Gene Ontology annotation, cellular component: P-body. Gene Ontology annotation, molecular function: translation repressor activity; mRNA binding; protein binding. Lineage: Eukaryota; Fungi; Ascomycota; Eurotiomycetes; Eurotiales; Aspergillaceae. Gene Ontology annotation, biological process: nuclear-transcribed mRNA poly(A) tail shortening; regulation of mRNA stability. The record is from RefSeq and is a predicted model, not a curated record.